Nycticebus coucang (slow loris) is the source of this 3778-nucleotide messenger RNA. It is a transcript of the gene TICAM1, whose product is annotated as TIR domain containing adaptor molecule 1. Gene Ontology annotation, biological process: positive regulation of canonical NF-kappaB signal transduction; positive regulation of natural killer cell activation; TRIF-dependent toll-like receptor signaling pathway. The transcript is spliced from 3 exons. Lineage: Eukaryota; Metazoa; Chordata; Mammalia; Primates; Lorisidae. Bases 384 to 2471 code for a protein of 695 amino acids. Gene Ontology annotation, molecular function: protein kinase binding. The record is from RefSeq and is a predicted model, not a curated record.
GAGGCGGUGCGGACCUCUUGGUCUCCCUGCGGGCUGCGUGGGUGGAGCGGCCCGAGUUUCUGCGCUGUUUGGUGUAGCUGCCGGGGAUAGGCCAUGCGCCUGGAGCACGGCCUGAACGUUGGAGCUGCUAGCCUGCUGCCACGGCUCCCUGAACUCCCUGGUAUGGUGUUGGAAGGACUACCCAGACUGCAAAUACCGGGACGUGAGCCCUUGGGAACCAUCUAGGAGGCUGACUACCUCCCUGACCUGUUCUGGCAGCACCCGUAGAACCUGGUGCUGUGAAUGGGUAGGAGACGCCAGGCAUUCAGAAGUUGGGUGGUGCAGAACAUGCCUCUGCCACCCCAAAAUUCUGCUAUUGCCCAAGACCACGCUCACUGGUGCUCAUGACCCACACUGGCCCAUCACUCCCCGGUGUGUUUGACAUUCUGGGCGCUGCAGGCCAGGACAAGCUCUUGUAUCUGAAGCACAAACUGAAGACCCUGCGCUCGAGUGGCCAAGGGGCCGAUCUCCUGCAUGCCAUGGUGCUCCUGAAGUUAGGCAAGGACACGGAGGCCAGGAUCUCUCUGGAGGCACUUAAGGCAGAUGCAGUGGCCCGGCUGGUGGCCCAGCAGUGGGCUGGCAUGGACAGCACUGAGGCCCCUGAAGAGCCUCCAGACAUGCCCUGGGUCGUUGCUCGCCUAUACCACCUACUGGUAGAGGAGAAUCUGUGUCCAGCCUCCUUGCGGGACGCGGCCUACCAGGCAGCCCUCUAUGCCCUCAGCUCCAGGGAUGACUACCAGCUGAGGGACCUCCAGGAUGAGGCCCAAGAACGGUGUGGAUGGGAUGUUAUCCAGGAUCCCGGGGGCUUCCGGACUCUUCACUCUGAUCUGGGCUGCCUCCCACCAUCUUCAACUCUACCCUCUGGGACCCGCAGCCUUCCCCGUCCCAUAGAUGACCCACUGGGCUGGAGCCAAGGGCACUCCCUACGAUCUACCGAUAGCCCAGCCUCCCUGGCCAGCAACUUAGAAAUCAGCCAGUCACCCACCAUGCCCCUCCUCAGCCAACACCGUAGCCCCCAUGGGCCCAGCAAGCUCUGUGAUGGCCCACAAGCUCGCACAGUGUCCAGGCCUGUCCCCAGCAGCUGCCAGGAGCCCGAGGAAAUGAGCUGGCCCACCUCGGGGGAGAUUGCUGGCUCCCCAGAGCCCCCAAGGUCCCCAGAGCUUCCCAAGGUGGCCCUAGAUCCAGCCCCUGCUGGCCUCCCUGACAAUCCCAAAACUCCAGGAAUCAGCACCCACUACCCAGUACAGUGCACGGAGGUGUUGGCAGCCCCUGGGUCUCUCACUUCACCCAUUCUGGAGCCUGUUGGAGACCCCUGCUCUGACAAACACCAGGCACCACAUCCACUUUCUGAAGAAGAUACCACGUCCCCAGAUACCAAGUCAUGCCCAGCUAUUCCCUCGAUCCCCAAAAUGUCUCCUCCCGAAACGUCCCCUCCUCUUCCUCCAUCAGCUCCUUGUUCUGCUCACCUGGCCAACUCAUCCCCAUGCCCUUCCUCUUCCGAGGUGUCACCAGAGCAGAAAUUCUAUAACUUUGUGAUCCUCCAUGCCAAGGCAGAUGAACACAUUGCCCUGCGGGUUCGGGAGAAGUUGGAGGCCCUCGGUGUGUCUGAUGGGGCCACUUUCUGUGAGGAUUUCCAGGUGCCUGGGCGUGGUGAGCUACACUGCCUGCAGGAUGCCAUAGACCACUCAGCCUUCAUCAUCCUGCUGCUCACCUCCAGCUUUGACUGCCGCCUAAGCCUGCACCAGGUGAGCCACGCCCUGAUGAGCAGCUUUAUGCGACUUGGGUGGCAGGACUGUGUGGUGCCCUUCCUGCCACUGGAGAGCUCCCCCACCCAGCUCCGCUCUGAUGCUGCCAGCCUGCUUACCAGCCUGGUGUGGCUGGAUGAACACUCCCCGAUCUUCGCCAGGAAAGUGGCCAAUACCUUCAAGUCACAGAAGCUUCGGGCCCGCAAGGCUAACUGGAGGAAGGAACAGGAUGCCCGGGCCCUGCGGGAGCAGAGCCAACACCUGGAGGGUGAGCGGAUGCAGGCGGCCGCCCUGAACAAUGCGUACACCACCUACCUCCAGAGCUACUUGGCCUGGCAGGCACAGAUGGAGCACCUCCAGAUGGCUUUUGGGAGCCACAUGUCAUUUGGGACUAGGAUGCCCUUUGGUGGGGGCCCAGUGCCCCAGGGAGCCCCACCACCCUUCCCGACCUGGCCGGGCUGCCCACAGCCACCACCCCUACAGCAUCCGUGGCAGGCUGGCAUCCCACCACCAGCCUUCCCGCAGCCACCGGCCUUCCCCACAGCCUCCCCUGCCUCUCCUCUGAGCCCCGGACUGCAGCCCCUCAUCAUCCACCAUGCUCAGAUGGUGCAGCUGGGGCUCAACAACCACAUGUGGAACCAGCGAGGGGCCCAAGCGCCUGAGGACAAAACACAGGAGGCAGAGUGACCACACGUCCAAGCUUAGGGAACACACCUGGGCUGAUGAGUGCUUUGAGUAGGGUCACAACUACCCCCCGAUCUGCUCCCCUGGGGACAGUGGAAGAUUGGGUCACCUGCUUCAUCUAGGACAGUGCCUGGAGCCCUUCAUUUCUCAGGAAAUAUAGCAAAACAGGCUGCAAGGACUUCCUGGCCUCCAGGGUGGUCAGAACGGGACACUGUUUACAUUUUCAGUUUCUGUGUCUCUGGGUAGGGGGUCUUGGGUGGUGGGGGAUAUUGGUAGGGUCUUUUAACUAUAAUAAAUAUUUAUUUAAUGGUCCAGCAGUACCACUGCCCUUAGGAAACCUCUGCCUAGCGAUUUGCUAAGAAACGCAUGGCUAUUAUUACUCCGAAGGGGAACCAGAAUGAAGAAGAGCAGCCGUCCCUUGCUGAGUGAACCGAUCUGAUUGGGCAGAAAGUGGUCAAGUGGUACUCACUGCAAGGGAAGCUGGGAAAUGUAGUCAUGUGAGCGGCCACAUGUCUGGCUGAACCGUCCUAGCACAAAUACCAAAAAAGGUAGGAAGAAAAGAUACUGGGGGGCAUUUAGCAGUUUUUGCUACUGCCUUUCUCCUUCCGUUUCCUUCGGGGAUCUGCCUUGAUACCACCACCAAAGCUGACCUCAGAUCCCACUGUGUGAUCUUGGGCAAGUGCCUACACCUCUCUGAGCCUCUUUUUCCUCAUCUGAGAAGUGGGUCUGUGGAGAUUAUUGUUUUAAGACCAACAUACUGUGUGCAAUAACACGUAAACACCAGGCACAUUGUAUACCAGGUGCAGUGCACAUUAAGUAUAUGGGUGGGCCCUACAUGGAGGGAGAGGGAGAAUAAGAGUAGAGUUAACCCACUUGAGCUAAAGUGAGACCCCAUCUCUAAAAAUAGCCGGAGAUUGUGGCGGGCACCUAUGGUCCCAGCUACUCGGGAGGCUGAGGCAAGAGAAUCACUUGAGCCCAAGAGUUUGAGGUUGCUGUGAGCUAUGAUGCCACAUUACUCUACUGAGGGUGACAAAAUAAAACUGUCUAAAAAAAAAAGCAUAGAGUUAACAUUUGUUGAGCACUUAACAUUUAUCAAUUCCUAAGGCUUUAUAAGCACAUAAACACAUUUUAAUUCUCAAAUGACCCCUAAUGGUAGAAGCUUCUAAUAGACCCAUUUUGGAGAUGGAGAAAACUGAGGCCCAAAGGGGAAUUUUAGCCCCUACAGUCACACAGAUCAGAAGUAGAUCACAAUUGAAGAAGCUAAAUUUCCAAGGAAGGGAAUGAAGGAGACAAAAUUGUACCUACUGAGG